AUGUUCCAGUUGAGGGAUAUUUCUUCUGUGAUCCUGAUCGUAAUAAUAAUAAUAAUGACAAAUAUAUCUCAAUUGGGAUCCAUUACCCCAUUCCGACUUAAUCAAGACUGCUGCUAUAUUUGGUAUUGGAAGUGGUGCAGCAUUAAUUGGAAUCAUUAUUUUUGGAAUUUCUAUUGCCUGCAUUGUGUUCAAAAGAUCACAUCGCAGAGCCAGGCCAAGAUUGUACACAGAGGAUAAUCCAGCCUAUGGUGUAACUCUGGGUGUGAGAUACAAACCAUCAAGAAAGGCAGAUUUAUCACCUACCCAUACACAGGAGCCUGUGUAUGAUACAAUCAGUUAGUAACAUGAAUUCACCUGUAAUUUCGUUUAAGAGAGCAUCUUUGUCUCUCUUUACAUAAUGUUAUAUGCAUAAAAUAGCUGUCUACAAACCUGAUACUCAAUGGUCAAUGGUAUGCAAUUGUCCCCCUACGGAGGAACUGGUCAUUAUCCACACAAAAAAUAUCAAAGAGUACAUGUCUGGGAUAGGCAUGUGCUGCUUGUGUAUUUGUCAGAACAUGAAACACAUCUGUGAGCAUUUUCAAAACUCAAAACAAUAAUUCUUGCAAUUGACGAACCUAAUAGUUAUAUAAUUAUAGCUAGUUUUAUAAAUGGCACAGAGACUCAACUGUAUGCCGUAGUUGAUCGUGGACGAACAAUUAAAGCGGACACAAAAGGGUGA
Molecule: messenger RNA, 718 nt
Organism: Geodia barretti
Lineage: Eukaryota; Metazoa; Porifera; Demospongiae; Tetractinellida; Geodiidae
Source: the annotation of a GenBank genome assembly